UAAUUUUUUUUAUUGUUCAUCUCCGUCUCCCAACCCAACCCCACCCCGUCCUAUUCGUCAACAUUUCCCCCUUCAUCGUCGUCGGUGGCCGAUUCCCGGCGGACGGCUGCGAGUGGAAGUUCUUGCAACCGCUCCACCAGCUCUCGCAACCUAAAAAAAAAACAGGAUUUUCGGAGCCUAAAAUUGAAAUGGGGACUUGGAGUUUAGAUCUGUAAUUUGUCCAAGGAAAGGCAAAUGAUCACUGCUACAAUCAACAGUAUGUUGCUAAAUUUUCUGUAUGUUGGGAAACAAGCAUUUUGAACAUAUGUUCUACUUUCUAGAUGGAAAAUAUAUAUCUAUAUUUAUAUAUUUUUGUAUCAACAUUUGAUCGCCUUUUCCAAACAUUUCCACGGCUAAGCAACCCCAGUUUUCAAAUAUUUGCUUCUUCGUCAGUUCUCUGCUUCAUUAACCAGAUCUUGAAUGAACCUUGAAUUAAGAUGGGAACCAUUUCUGGGCUGACGGCAUGUUAUUCAGGCUUAGCCCAUCCAAAACUACCAUUCCAGAUUCGGGAAUGUAAUAGAAGCACACCUAGAGAUUCCAAUGCCAUCCCACUGGUGUCUAAAAGGAUUCCUAGAGCAAAGAAUCAUUAUUCCCUUGCAUUGUGUACCUGCACCAGAUAUGUCACCUGUGCAGGAAGAAAUCAUCAUAACUUGAGUUCUGGCAAUGACUUCCUUGAGGAGCCAUUUUGGUUAACUUUGAUAAAGGAAGCUUUUUGGGCAUUGAAAUCUUUAUUUGUCUUCCUGCUUGAGCAGCCUAGCCAACUGAAGUACAUAGAGUGGCCUGGUUUCCAGAGCACGCUGAAAACAGCUUCUCUUACUCUGGUUCUUGUGGCGCUUCUUAUAGUUGCACUGGCCUCGGUUGAUUCUGCCCUCUGCUAUCUUCUGGCUUUGCUUAUACGUAAAGCCACCCCCUGAGGAGCAGUAGUGGUUCCUGAAGAAGCUGCACUGCACUGCACUGCCUUGAGGUGAUUCUGUUCCUGCCCUAUGUUAUCUAAUCUGCUGGUUGGCUGGGUUUGCUUAUUAGGUGGGUGGUUGUUCCUGAACUGUCUGGUCAACAAUGUAUUAUCCAGUAAAACACGUGGCUUGGCUAUUCCCUCAUUUCUCAUUUUUGGGACCCGGCUGAACCCAGUUGCCCGACCCAGUCGUGUAUAUGUUUCUUCUCUGUGUUUGUUCCUUGUGACGUUAUAUCUUGUGAAAACACAAAGGAAGGAAGCUGUGAUUUUAUUUUAACUUGUUUUCGUUGCAAAUGGAAUGGAGGCCAAAGGCCUAAAACAACAAGACUAAAAACCAGGACUAGGUGUUGACUAUUUGGGAUGAGUUGCUGUAUGUAACUGCAUUCUUUUUUUUUUUUUUUUAUUAUGGUUGCUUAGUAUGACUUGUUUAGUUUGUGGGGGUUUAUGAAAUGCCACAAAUUUAAUGCAUUUGGUCGGACAUAUUACUGUCGGACCAAGCAAAGGAAAAAUAUAAAUCUAGGGCUCGAUUUGAAUUAGGAUGUUAGAUUUGAAACCUGGUGAAGGGGAAAGACAUAUAACUUAGAAACCACAGCCCUGUACACCAUACCAAAGUCUCAACCGUCCAACCUCUGCUUUUAACUUCCAAACCAAUUCCCCCUAUGACACCUAAUCCAUGGACGGCCUCGAAGGCUACAAAAAAUCAGCUUCAAGCUUCAGUGAAAAGUAGGAACCGAUGAACCUCAAUGCGUAGUUUUAUUACAAAAACAUUGGUGGAGAAAUCAAUGCUCCAUUCAUUGGACUUUACAACAUUUAUUCCAUAUGGAACCCCGCUGUGUUUUGGCCAUGUCCUCCAAACACUACACCAUAAGUACCAACCAUCAAGCCCAUUUCUCCCCCUCUUCCCCCAUAUCCUCGUCUCUCUCCCCACAGAACAUAAAAAAGGAGGGAGUGUCUCCCGUGCUAUCCAAGGGAAAUUGGAGAAAGAAGAGAAGGGGACAAUGGGUGCUCAAAGAACCACCCCAAAAGCCUCUCCAAAGAGGAAUUCCACCACCCUGCAGCAUCUCUUUGAACUAGAUUCCGGACACCAUUUCUCUAACAACACAGGCAAGAGAUCCCCUGCUGCUUUUGAAUGUGAAGACGAAGAGAUUCUUUCCCUCAUAUCUUCCUGCACCUUCACGUACACCUUCACCGACCCUUCCGAGUCCUCUUCCCAGCAAGAUCUCAAGCGCCUCAAACUCAUCCAGCUUCUCUCCAUCAUCAAAAUUUCCCCAAAGCCGCUCCACACUCAGAUUCUACCUCCCUUCUUCACCAUGCUCUCUUCCAACCUCUUUCGUCCACUCCCUCCGACCACCCCCAUUCUCUGUGUCCUACCAGAUGAUGAGGACCUCACCGCAACUCCAGCUGCUUCAUGGCCACACCUUCAGAUCAUAUAUGACAUACUUCUUCGGGUUGUCACCGCCAUGGACGCCAAGGUACUAAAAUAUCACAUCGAUCAUUCUUUCCUCAUCAAUCUUAUCACGCUUUUCCAAUCCGAGGAUCCCAGAGAACGCGAAAGCCUGAAGAACGUGUUCCACAGAAUCUACUCAAAAUUCACUUUCCACCGAUCGUUCAUGAGAAAAGCCAUGAGCGACGUGUUCUUGCAGUACAUAUUCGAAACGGACAAGCAUUGUGGCAUUGGCGAGCUUCUAGAGAUCUGGGGAACCAUCAUUAAUGGCUUCACUGUGCCGCUGAAAGAAGAACACAAGCUGUUCCUGACGAGAGUUCUGAUUCCUUUGCACAAGCCCAAGGGAAUGCAGGCUUAUCACAGGCAGUUAACUUACUGUGUUACCCAGUUUAUGCAGAAAGAACCUGACCUGAGUGGGCUUACUGUGAGAGGGGUUCUGAGAUAUUGGCCUGUCACCAAUUGCCAAAAGGAAGUUGUUCUGAUUGGGGAAUUAGAAGAAUUAGUAGAAAAUAUGGAUCCUGAGCAGUACAGAAAGCUGGCUCUGCCUUUGUGUACCCAAAUCACCAAAUGCUUCAACAGUUGGAACUCACAGGUGGCGGAGCGUGCUCUGUAUGUAUGGAACAACGAACAGUUCGUGAAGAUGGCUUCGCAGGCGAUGGGAGACGUGUUUCCAGUGCUGGUUGCGGGCAUGGAGAAGAACCUGAAAUGGCACUGGAGCAAAAGUGUGAAGCAAUUGACAGAGAAUGUGAGGGCGAUGGUGGAAGAAAUGGAGCCGAAUCUGUACAGCCAGUGUGUCGAAAGGCUCGAGUCCCAGGACUUGAGGGCUCAUCAGGAGGCGACGAAGAGGGCAGAGAAGUGGGUAGGGAUAGAACUGGCAGCAACCAGGAACGGCGGUCAGUGCCCGCCACAACCACAUUGGAUAUGUGUUUCUAACUGAUCAAGGGAAAAGGAAUGGAAGUUGGACGUGCCGAGGAACAUUUGCCGGCAACUCAUGAACUGGCAUUCAGAUGUCCUGUUUUGCCUGCCUUAACAUCUCGUCAUCUCCUCAUCUGGAUCCAGCUCUCCAUUGUAUCUUACCAUAACUCAAUACAUAAUAUUAUUAUAUGUAUGUUGUCACAUAUAUAGGGUCUAAUUAAUUAAGCUAUGAGUUAGCUUUCCUUGGCUUGAAUGGGUACCUCAAGCUGCAAUUUGCUAGCAAAAUGAAGAUGCAUUGGCAGCACAAAAGAUUAGAGCAAAGAAAAAGUUUGAAGAGAGACGGAAGAGUUUUUGUCAUUCAAAUUAUUUUGUACUUUUGUCCCUUGUAAAGGUGGAAGCAAUGUUUA
Diospyros lotus (date-plum) is the source of this 3757-nucleotide messenger RNA. Its product is annotated as serine/threonine protein phosphatase 2A 57 kDa regulatory subunit B' kappa isoform-like. The record is from RefSeq and is a predicted model, not a curated record. Gene Ontology annotation, biological process: signal transduction. Gene Ontology annotation, molecular function: protein phosphatase regulator activity. The coding region runs from base 1735 to 3372 and encodes 545 amino acids. Lineage: Eukaryota; Viridiplantae; Streptophyta; Magnoliopsida; Ericales; Ebenaceae. The transcript is spliced from 8 exons. Gene Ontology annotation, cellular component: protein phosphatase type 2A complex.